Molecule: messenger RNA, 1698 nt
Organism: Alternaria novae-zelandiae
Lineage: Eukaryota; Fungi; Ascomycota; Dothideomycetes; Pleosporales; Pleosporaceae
Exons: 2
Coding region: 1-1698 (565 amino acids)
Source: RefSeq, a predicted model, not a curated record
AUGGCAGCCAAAUCAACCCCAGGCAUUUUGUACGUGACGAUGCAGCCCAAGGAGGGCUUGCCUGAAGCACAGUUUCACGAUUGGUACCAGAACGAACACGGCCCUAAUCGUCUGCGCCUUCCCUUUUGUAACAAUGGCUUCCGCUAUCGCGCCACGGAUCUCGAGAGCGCGCCCGGGUCUAAAGACAAGCCAGAAUGGAUGGCCAUCUACGAUUUUGACGAACUCGAGUGGCUCACUAGGGAACCGUAUACGAAGCUUCGAAGCGCACCGGUGCAGUCGCAACGAGAACGCGACACUAUGAAGCAGAUCUUCGUUGACAGGCGAUCGUACGAUCUCCUCGGAGAGUGGAAGGGUGGUGACUUCAAGGACUUGCAGAAAGUUGAAAACGAGGGAGAGAAGAACGUCAUGAUUGCCGUGAGCUUUGCGCUGCAUGAGGGCGCAGACAAGGAAGAGGAGUUGAAGAAGUGGUACGAUGAGGAGCAUGUGCCUCUUCUGCAAAAGGUACCCGGCUGGAGGAGGACAAGGAGAUUCGUAACAUCAUACCUAGAUCUGGAGAGCGGACACAAGACCGAGAAAGAGUACCUCGCGCUGCACGAAUACGCGCCGCAGAAUGGGCUGGGAGGACCUGAGUUCAAGGCUGCCACUACGACGCAGUGGUGCGAUAAGAUCUACCAGGAUGUCGUAAAAGACAGGAAGAGGAGGGUGUACGAUCUCUACUACACCUUUGGUGCUGCACAGCGCGACCUCCAAAGUCUGGCGAGCAAAGACACAGUACCAGCAGAGAGUUCAGAAGGCAUGGUCAAGACACAUCCUGCGCACACCACACCAGAGAAGCGACCAGUAAUCGAGAGCUUCGUCACAACAAAAGACGGCGUGCAACUGCCGUACCGCCUCGAAGGCUCCAGCGACCCCAACGCGCCUCUGCUCGUCCUCUCAAACAGUAUACUUGUCGACUACGGUAUCUGGGACGAAUUCGUAGCCGAGUUCACAAAAGCCACAAACAACAAGUACCGCAUCCUCCGAUACAGCACCCGAGGCCGCAACACACUUCCAUCGAAUACCACAUCGCCCAUCACAGUGCAUACACUUACAGACGACGUCAUCGCUCUCCUCGACGCCCUGCGAGUGAAGAAAGCAUCCAUCGUCGGUGUCUCCCUCGGCGGCGCAACAGCACUCAACGCAGGCCUCUCCUACCCGGACCGCAUCUCCGCCUUCAUAGGCUGCGACACCAACGCCUUCGCGCCCCCAUCCAACGCAAAUGCCUGGAACGACCGAGUCGCCGUUGCUGAGAAAGAAGGUCUAACAGCCUCCUCCGGCGAGCCCAUUGUCGGCGAAGAACUCGCAGAAGUGACGGUGCGCCGCUGGUUCGUCAAAGAGUCCUACGACGAUGCGGAGCUGGCGAAGAAGAUUCAGCGCGUAAAGGACAUGGUUAAGACGAAUUCACUGGCUGGGUUUAGAGACUCGGUCAAAGCAUUGCAUCAGUAUGAUAUUAGGGAGAAGAUGGCGGGGUAUAAGGGCAAAGGUGCAUUCUUGGUGGGUGCGGGGGAUGGGGUGUUGCCUAAGACUAUGAAAGAGAAUAUGGCGGAUAAGUUGGGAGGUGGGGUUGAGCUUAAGGUUGUUGAGGGGGCGGGACAUUUGCCCAUGGUGGAGAGGCCGGCGGAGGUUGCGCAGUUUGUUGCGAAUUUUUUGGAUGGUUAG